Molecule: messenger RNA, 475 nt
Organism: Serpula lacrymans var. lacrymans S7.9
Lineage: Eukaryota; Fungi; Basidiomycota; Agaricomycetes; Boletales; Serpulaceae
Exons: 2
Source: RefSeq, a predicted model, not a curated record
GAUGGAUAACAGUGACAACCACUGAGAGUGAAGCAGCGCACCAGUAUCGAGUGGUGUGCCAUGCGUUUAUUUCGAAGGCCUGCCAGUGUGGACAGCAAUCAACGCAACAAGGCACAAGCAGGCCUCCCCUCGCAUCUCGUCCCCGCGGCUACUCAGGCUACUACCAAGUUGGCAGCGCCGCGCAUCUGGCUCUGGCACAGCCAUGUCCAUUCCAAUUCGAAUCCGACGGAAGAGUACAGUGAACCUUCCAUGUCGACCGGUCACGGCAGAAGUCAGUCUUGAGGGAGGAAGCUCGAGUGGCGUAUACCGACGUACAGUCAUGGCCUGCAUGAUGCGCCGCAUAGCUUUUUUGUUCCAGGUCAAGCGAGAUCGAGAAGGUGGGGGGUCCGUCGUCCGUUUCGUGACUCUGUAGUAGUCAGCACUAGUACACUACAGUGGUUAGUAGGCAGGUAUCUGAUCGCGUGCAUGCGACUCA